AUGCAUAGACAUUUAAGAUCAUUGAGAAGAAUGAAAAUAGAUCAAGGAUGGAUUCAUACCUUAUUAGAAGAAGCAGAAAAUGAAAGGAUUCAUCUUUUGACUUUUUUAAAGAUUAAAAAAACCCUCAUUAUUAUUUAGAACUGGGGUAGUUUUAGCUAUUUGGUGAUACCUAUAAGUUCUGUCCUAAAGUCUGUCAUAGGAUUGUUGGAUACUUGGAAGAUGUGGCAAGAUGGUAGUCCACCAAUUCAUUAAUGGACUCUUCGCAAGGCCAAUCACCAUUCUAUUGAAUAUUGGGGAUUAGAAGAUGAUGCCACUCUAUUUGAUGUCGUUAAAGGAAUAAGAAAGGAUGAAGAACAUCAUAAAGAUAUAAAUCAUUUCUUUGCUGAUGACUACACCUAAUUCAAAUAAAAUUCCUUUCCUCCUGGCAAAUGA
Molecule: messenger RNA, 432 nt
Organism: Paramecium tetraurelia
Lineage: Eukaryota; Ciliophora; Oligohymenophorea; Peniculida; Parameciidae
Exons: 2
Biological process (GO): alternative respiration
Cellular component (GO): mitochondrion
Molecular function (GO): alternative oxidase activity
Source: RefSeq, a predicted model, not a curated record